Messenger RNA from Striga asiatica, 360 nucleotides. The record is from the annotation of a GenBank genome assembly. Lineage: Eukaryota; Viridiplantae; Streptophyta; Magnoliopsida; Lamiales; Orobanchaceae.
AUGCACACAGGGCACGCGGCCGCCGUCGGACCUCCGUCACCGUCGCGUCGCCACAGUCCGCCUCCUCAUUGCAACGUCAUUGUCAGCCGGCGACUCCUCGUUCUUCGUCCGCCGACGAGUUGCCUAGCAUCCGUCCGCCGCCUCUUCGUCUCGUAUCUGUCAGCCAGAUCGACACCUCGCCUCCGUCUGCAAGAACGUUUCUUCUCCACCCAUCACCGCGACGCACCGCCACCGUUCGCAGCCGCGUCGAUUUGGUUAUUUAAUCGGGGCGGCGCAACAGAUCAGGGAUGCCGGAGACAGAGUGUUAAUCGGCCCAGCCCACAACGUCAAGUAAAGCUUCUGUUCUUAGCUCUGGAUUGA